AUGGUUGUCCGCGGUGAAUGCGUCAGAGCUCACCAAGACGCUGGAGGCUUCUACGCCAAGGAAGACGAGCGACACUUCGCCGACCCUUUGUUCACCCCGCCGAGCUCGCCAUCGUACCAACAACACCCCACGCCAUCGUCCACCGCGGUCGACUCACCCCCAAAUGUCCUGUCUUCCAGCACGUCCGCAUCUGAGCAGAGCACGCCUACCUACACAAGCAUGCAUCUUCCCCUCGAUGCGGACGAGGUCAAGACGAGCGACGCUUCGAAGAACGAUGGCGAGGUCAAGGGCUUGAAUCCGGACGAGGAUGAGGAUGCGGAUGCAGAAGGCGAAGAUGACGACGGCGAGUGGGUCCCAGCGAUCCAAGGUGGCCAGUUGCCCUCUUCGAUACCCCAGGACAAUAGCUUGCAACCCACCCUCCCGCCAUCCUCCCCGAGUACGGCGGCGCACUCAGCAUUCAUUGCGACGCUUUCGGAGACCUCCCGCACUCAGCUCGUCAUUGACAACGCGUCAAACACGCACCAUCAGCAUUCCAAUGCAGAGUACACUGCUCGUGCAAACUGCGCGGACCUUUCGGUCAACUGUAUCGGGACUGAGAACGACAACGCUAUCAGGCAAGUCCAUUCCAUACAACCGGCCAUUGCCGGUCACGGCGUCGCCGACGUCGCCGACGCCACUCAGGAUGCAUUGAACACCGCCAAUGUCCUCAACACGGGUACGCACCGUGAGGGACAAGAUGCGGGGAGCGUCGCGCCAUUCCAUAACCUCGACAUAUCCUUGUCGGAUCUGCCGGCCAACCCAGAUGUAUGGACGACGACUCAGCCUGAGCGUUACGCCGACGUCUCGUCUGCACUUUCCACCUCGCUUCGAUCGCCCUACUCCUUCACGGAAGAGGAACUACCUUUCGGCGCGUACGAUGCGAGCGGCACUCUACCGUUUUUGGGCGCCCAGCGCGGCAGCGGCCAGACGGUUUUCGGAUCUCGAUACGAGUCCCACCAACAACUCUGGGAUAACAUGCACGCGCACCAAGUCUUUUUAUCAUCUGGAAUGCAGACUGCGCACGCAGGAUUCGGUCGAGCUACUAGCGCGGGCAUCUUCUUACCCACCGACCCUUUGCACCACCACCGCGCGCCUUCGGACCUAUCGAGCUACAUAACUCCUCCGUUCGUCCAUGCUCGCAGCGCAGCCCCGGCUGGCAACGCCAUCCUGUCCUCGCGCGACGCUCAGAGCGAUCUCAUCUUCAUACCAUCGACGUCGUCGAGCCCUGUUUCCGCACUGCCGCAGUCUGCGAAGGGCAAGGGCAAGGCGAUCGCAUCCAACACCGAGCAAGGUCCUAGCGAUCACCCACGACCUGUCGCGAAGCUUCCCUCGCGCUCACGUCUCAGGACCCAGGCGUCCUCUCGUCGCACGCAAGCUGCCGCCGCGAACGUUCCUCUGCUCGACUUCCAACGCCAAGAGGUCCACUACGGGCAUGGGCAGACACAGGCGAGCGCCGGCCCCUCGCGUCUUCCCACCCACCCGUCGAGCACGCAUACUCCCAUGACAAUCGCGCCGACAUCCCCAAGCGCGGCUACGGCGUCCUCACCCUACUAUUCUUCCUCCUUCCCGUCAACAUCUCGGCCUGCGGGGUCUUGCGCGCCGUCGACCACACCAGCCCCUCCGACGCAGCAGGACUACAUGUCGAAUUUCCGCGUUGACAUCGACGAACGCUUACCUGCGCCUUAUGUCAUACACCCAGAGACUGGGGAGCUGCAGAUAUUCGUCAGAGACUGCUGCUGGGUCGGACCCAACGGAGAAGUGUGUCGGCAUGAUUAUCAGCAAAACGUCUGGAGAAAUGGCGACAUGCGAAGGACGGUGUACGCGCACCUGCUUGUACAUAAACGCACUCCGUUGGCGAACGUGUAUCACCCGGAGAAGAACCUCAGACUGGGCCCGCACGGGAAGUCAGGGUCGAAGAAGGCGAGGGGGUCCAAGGAGGCGCUAAACACAGACCGGGACCGGUGUGAGAAGGGCGAGAAAGACAAAGGAGACGAGCGGAGCCAGCAGAAAGGGCAGGAGCUAAACAGCAGUCAAGCCCGCGGCAAGAAGCUGAAGUGCUGCUUGAGAGACCCCAAGACUGGGAUAUUUUGCGGGCAGGAGUUCACGUACGGGGAAAUAUCCGGCCACGUCUGCCGUAUCCACUACGACAUGCCAGAAUGGAGGAAGCGAGGAUGCAACUCAGAUGCUGAUGCUGAUGACAGGCCUACAAAGAAGGCUCGUACAUAG
Schizophyllum commune H4-8 is the source of this 2265-nucleotide messenger RNA. RefSeq lists its product as uncharacterized. NCBI's taxonomy places the organism in Eukaryota, Fungi, Basidiomycota, Agaricomycetes, Agaricales, Schizophyllaceae. The record is from RefSeq and is a predicted model, not a curated record. The coding region runs from base 1 to 2265 and encodes 754 amino acids. The transcript is spliced from 3 exons.